Messenger RNA from Amoebophrya sp. A25, 1011 nucleotides. The record is from the annotation of a GenBank genome assembly. NCBI's taxonomy places the organism in Eukaryota, Dinophyceae, Syndiniales, Amoebophryaceae.
AUGACCGACAAGGACAAACCUGCGGCCGAGCUCGAAGAUGGCAAGAAGGCUGCUGGAGAAUUCGAUUUUCAGAAAUCUUACGCCCGUAGAAGAAACGAUGAACCGAAGAGUCACUACAACGCCCGACUCAAAUUCAUUCACGCACUGCUGAAAGCAGAAGGACACAUCAUUACAGAUGAAAAAAUCGAGGUCCUCUCGCAUUGCUUCUCGAAUGUCAAGUACUAUCUUUUUGUUUAUAUUUUGAUGCCAUUCUAGAAGCAAACGCCUUAGUGGUUACAACUAGAACUUUUCGAUAUUUUGGAAAAAAAAUCAAGUACCCUAAACCCUAAACCCUUUCCAACAACAAACAAGGUACCUCCGCAACAAGUAUCCUGACGAUAUUAUGGCGAUUAUCGCCAAAUACGAUCCAACACGGGACCAGGAUGCAGGCUCUGAGCCAGCAGGUAAGCGAAGAAAAGUAGACAGCAAAGACUCGAAGGAGGAAGGUUCUGCGGACGAGAGCAACAAAGAGGGAGAGGAAAAGAAGGAAGGUAAAGCUGCCGAGUCGAAGGAGAAUGCCGCAUCAAAGUCGCCAGCUAGAAGCAAUGGUAAGGCAGCGUCAAAUGGUGGCUCGCCCGAAACGUCACCAAAGGCAGGAGCAAAGAGUGCAGCAGCACUGCUGGCUGCAGCAGCGGAGGAUAGCGACUGAUGAUACGUCGUGACAAUUUAAGUUGUAUGUUCUUGUUCGGGGUAAAGUGCCACCUUAGUUUUCGCGGAUACUACUACAUCAACGACAACAAGGCAUGAUUGAGACACGCACACUCAAUGACGGAUGUUCUUGACAAGAAAUUGAAUCGAAAAACGAAGCUACAACUCCUACAUCUUAUACAACAACAUUUUUUCUUUCCCACCUGAACGAAGAUGAAGCCGCUUGUUGCAGAAAAACCAAAGUUCUCAAUUUUUUUGCACACGCAACUCGUGAGAUUCUUCGACAGGGCAAAAAGCCCAAAAACAUAGCAAAACAACUAGCCC